CGAAAUUUUUGUUAUCAAAGUUUUCGUCAAAGUUUUUGAAAAAACUUUCGCUACGUGAAGAAUUUUAGUCUUUUUUUCUUUACAAAAUGUUUUAAAUGACUCUAAAUGUAAUGAAUGAUUUCAAUUUCGAAGAACCCGAAGCAGAUGAACCAAAAGAAGAUGAAAAAAUCCCAAAACCACAAUUUGUAUGUGAUAUUUGCGGCAAAAUGUACAAACAUAGAUCGAAUUUAGAAAUCCAUAUCGGAAUUCACAAUGGAACGAGCAUAUUUACUUGCGAAUAUUGUGGUAAACUUUUCACUCAGAAAAUAACUCUUAAACGGCAUUUACCUAUUCACACAAAAGUUCCUCAAUAUACGUGCAAGAUUUGUGAUGAGGAGUUUAUCCAUGAAAAGACCUACAAACACCAUAUGUCCAACCACACAGGAUUAAAAGCAGUCUUUUGUUCAGUUUGUAACGCAGGAUUAAACAGCAGUACAGAGUUGAAAAGGCAUAUGCGUUCUCAUACCAAAGAAAAGCCAUUUGCAUGUGAUAUUUGUGGGAAAUGUUUCAGCCAAAAGUUUAAUAUGUAUGCUCAUAAACGCUCGAUUCAUCAAAACAUCAAUGGAUCAAACAAAACUUCUUCUCAAAGACAAUGUCCGCUAUGCAGUAUGAUUUACGAAAGAAACAGAUUAGCCGAACAUCUAUCUGAAUAUCAUAGUUUGAUUCAAUCGUCUGUAAUUUUAUAGCCAAUUUUGCUAACUGUAACUGUAUAAUUGAUAACUGAUUUUGCACUCGUAUGUAAUUGGAUUAAAUUAGAUAUUACGUAUUGUUGUAUCGUGGAAUUAAAAAUUUCAACUAUGGCAACCA
Messenger RNA from Planococcus citri (citrus mealybug), 846 nucleotides. RefSeq names its product gastrula zinc finger protein XlCGF49.1-like. The transcript has 3 exons. The coding region runs from base 96 to 725 and encodes 209 amino acids. Gene Ontology annotation, biological process: regulation of transcription by RNA polymerase II. The record is from RefSeq and is a predicted model, not a curated record. Lineage: Eukaryota; Metazoa; Arthropoda; Insecta; Hemiptera; Pseudococcidae. Gene Ontology annotation, molecular function: RNA polymerase II cis-regulatory region sequence-specific DNA binding; DNA-binding transcription repressor activity, RNA polymerase II-specific. Gene Ontology annotation, cellular component: nucleoplasm.